UUCGAAGUGGAAAACAUUCUGUCUAGCUAGCCGAGGUACUAGCAAGGCGAGAAAGAGAAGGGAAGCUGAUUUCAGCUCAGCAGGAGGCAGAACUUGACAACAUUAAGAGCUGGCCGCAGGACUGAAGGUAGUGAGCUCCCUGAAAUUUGAACUGCGGAAACUCGAAGCUCCUCCAAAAUCCCCGCCUCUGAGCUUCCAACCCCAAGCUUUCCGUGACCGCUCAACAAAAAUUAACUGAAGUCAGUUCACUUAAACCCCCCGUGUGAAGUUUCGUGAUCUAUAACGUGCACACUGAGACUCCCAGGGGGAAUUUUUGAUCCUGGAAGUCAGAUCGCACCCCCCACACCAAACGCGGGCGCUUUUAGCAGAAAGGGAGGGGAGCUUCCUCCAGAGCGGAACCAGGUGUCGCCGGUCAUGGAAGACGUAAGGCGCCCUCGGCUGUCACUUCACACACGCCGGCACUGCCCGCACGCGGAAGUGAGGGCCCGCACGUCGCGAACAACUUUCCGGAAAAGGCGACCGGGCACCCAGACGCCCACGGCCCAGGCAGCCGGCACCGCGGGGCCGGACCACCGAUCCCAGGGGCCCCCGCGGCGCCGCGCACGCGCGCUGGCGUGGCAGCAGCGCCGCCGCAGGACGCAGAGAGGCCAACCCGCGAGUGGCGGCGGCGGCGGUGGCAGCUCGCGGCGAGAGUGACGGCUCCGCGGCCCAGCGGCUGUCUGGCCGAGACCUCGGCCCUCGCCUCCGCAGGCGCCCCUCGUGAUUAGCCUUUGUACCUUUCCACAUUUGAAGAUGGUGAAGCUAGAUAUUCAUACUCUGGCCCAUCACCUCAAGCAGGAGCGCUUAUAUGUAAACUCUGAGAAACAGCUCAUUCAGAGACUCAAUGCGGAUGUUCUUAAAACGGCAGAGAAGUUGUAUCGCACAGCAUGGAUUGCAAAGCAACAGAGAAUUAAUUUGGAUCGGCUUAUCAUAACUAGUGCUGAAGCUUCCCCUGCUGAAUGUUGCCAACAUGCCAAGAUUUUGGAGGAUACACAGUUUGUUGAUGGAUAUAAACAGUUGGGUUUUCAGGAAACUGCUUAUGGAGAGUUCUUGAGUCGAUUAAGGGAAAAUCCUCGUCUUAUUGCCUCCUCUUUGGUUGCUGGAGAGAAGCUUAAUCAGGAGAACACACAAAGUGUUAUUUACACCGUUUUUACCUCCCUAUAUGGCAACUGCAUUAUGCAAGAAGAUGAAAGCUACCUCCUUCAGGUUUUGCGAUACUUGAUUGAAUUUGAACUUAAAGAAAGUGACAACCCCAGACGCCUUUUGAGGAGAGGAACUUGUGCCUUCAGCAUCUUAUUUAAACUUUUUUCUGAAGGACUCUUUUCUGCCAAACUUUUUCUCACAGCUACUUUACAUGAGCCAAUCAUGCAACUGCUUGUUGAAGAUGAAGAUCAUUUGGAAACUGAUCCAAACAAGUUAAUUGAGAGGUUCUCCCCAUCUCAACAGGAGAAACUCUUUGGGGAGAAAGGCUCAGAUAGAUACAGGCAGAAGGUUCAAGAGAUGGUGGAGUCUAAUGAGGCCAAACUGGUAGCUUUGGUGAACAAAUUUAUUGGUUAUCUCAAACAGAACACAUACUGCUUUCCCCACAGUUUGAGGUGGAUCGUGUCACAGAUGUACAAAACCCUUUCCUGUGUAGAUAGACUGGAAGUUGGGGAGGUCAGGGCAAUGUGUACUGAUCUCUUGUUGGCCUGCUUCAUUUGUCCUGCAGUUGUCAACCCUGAACAGUAUGGGAUAAUUUCUGAUGCUCCAAUUAAUGAGGUGGCACGGUUUAACCUGAUGCAGGUUGGCCGCCUUCUGCAGCAGUUAGCAAUGACCGGCUCAGAAGAGGGAGACCCCCGGACAAAGAGCAGCCUUGGAAAAUUUGACAAAAGCUGUGUUGCUGCUUUCCUUGAUGUUGUGAUUGGGGGCCGUGCAGUGGAGACCCCUCCGAUGUCCGCCGUUAAUCCUCUGGAAGGGUUAAGCAGAACUGUGGUUUAUAUAACCCACAGUCAACUUGUUACUCUGGUGAAUUUUAUGAAGAGUGUGAUGUCUGGAGAUCAACUGAGAGAAGAUAGAAUGGCUCUUGACAAUUUAUUGGCAAACCUACCCCAGGCCAAACCAGGAAAAAGCAGCAGUUUAGAAAUGACGCCCUACAAUACUCCUCAGCUGUCUCCAGCAACCACUCCAGCCAAUAAAAAGAACCGAUUACCUAUAGCUACUCGGAGCAGAAGCCGUACUAAUAUGCUAAUGGACCUACAUAUGGACCAUGAAGGAUCAUCUCAGGAAACUAUCCCGGAGGUACAACCAGAAGAGGUGUUGGUCAUUUCCUUAGGGACAGGUCCCCAGCUUACUCCAGGAAUGAUGUCAGAAAACGAGGUCCUAAACAUGCAACUUUCGGAUGGAGGACAAGGAGAUGUCCCUGUUGAUGAAAACAAACUCCACGGUAAACCUGAUAAAACCUUGCGCUUUUCCCUCUGCAGUGAUAAUCUGGAAGGCAUAUCUGAAGGUCCUUCAAAUCGCUCCAAUUCAGUAUCCUCUCUAGACCUGGAAGCAGAGUCUGUGUCAGAACUAGGAGCAGGACCUUCUGGAAGCAAUGGUGUUGAAGCUCUACAGCUGUUAGAGCAUGAGCAAGCAACAACACAAGAUAAUCUUGAUGAUAAGCUAAGGAAGUUUGAAAUUCGUGACAUGAUGGGACUAACAGAUGACAGGGACAUAUCAGAGACAGUGAGUGAGACCUGGAGUACAGAUGUUUUGGGAAGUGACUUUGAUCCAAACAUCGAUGAAGAUCGACUACAAGAAAUUGCAGGUGCAGCUGCAGAGAACAUGUUGGGCAGUUUGCUCUGCCUCCCAGGCUCGGGGUCAGUGCUUCUGGACCCUUGCACUGGUUCUACAAUUUCAGAGACAACCAGUGAGGCUUGGAGUGUAGAGGUAUUGCCAAGUGAUUCAGAGGCUCCGGACCUAAAGCAAGAGGAGCGUCUGCAAGAACUGGAGAGCUGUUCUGGACUGGGCAGCACAUCAGAUGAUACGGAUGUCAGGGAGGUCAGUUCCCGCCCCAGCACACCAGGCCUCAGUGUUGUGUCGGGCAUAAGUGCAACCUCUGAAGAUAUUCCCAAUAAGAUUGAAGACCUGAGAUCUGAAUGCAGCUCUGAUUUUGGGGGUAAAGAUUCUGUCACUAGUCCAGACAUGGAUGAAAUAACUCAUGUCUGCCCUCCUGUUGCAGGCGCCCACCAGCUGACCUCCCCUCCUUCUCAGUCAGAGUCUCUGCUUGCCAUGUUUGAUCCACUGUCUUCACAUGAAGGAGCUUCUGCUGUGGUAAGGCCAAAGGUUCACUAUGCCAGGCCAUCACAUCCACCACCAGAUCCCCCAAUCCUGGAAGGAGCUGUGGGAGGAAAUGAGGCCAGACUGCCCAACUUUGGUUCCCAUGUUUUAACUCCUGCUGAAAUGGAAGCAUUCAAGCAGAGGCAUUCUUACCCUGAGAGAUUAGUCCGCAGUAGGAGCUCAGAUAUAGUGUCUUCCGUCCGGCGACCCAUGAGUGACCCCAGCUGGAACCGCCGUCCGGGGACUGAGGAGCGAGAACUCCCUCCAGCUGCAGCCGUUGGUGCUACUUCUUUGGUGGCUGCACCUCACUCAUCAUCUUCAUCUCCGAGUAAAGACUCCUCAAGAGGAGAGACUGAAGAACGCAAAGAUAGUGAUGAUGAGAAAUCAGACAGGAACAGACCUUGGUGGAGAAAACGUUUUGUUUCAGCUAUGCCUAAAGCUCCUAUACCAUUUAGAAAGAAAGAAAAACAAGAAAAAGACAAAGAUGAUCUGGGGCCUGACAGAUUCUCAACACUCACAGAUGAUUCCAGCCCUAGAUUAAGUGCACAAGCUCAGGUCGCCGAGGACAUUUUGGACAAAUACAGGAAUGCCAUUAAACGGACCAGCCCCAGUGAAGGAGCAAUAGCGAACUAUGAAAGUACAGAGGUUCUGGGUGAUGGUGAAAGUGCACAUGAUUCUCCUCGGGAUGAAACGCUACAGAACAUCUCUGCCGACGAUCUCCCUGACUCCGCCAGCCAAGCAGCCCACCCUCAGGAGUCUGCUUUUUCUUAUAGAGAUGCAAAAAAGAAACUGAGGCUUGCCCUUUGCUCUGCGGAUUCCGUAGCCUUCCCAGUGCUGACGCAUUCAACAAGGAAUGGGUUACCAGACCAUGCAGACCCCGAAGAUAAUGAAAUUGUAUGCUUCUUGAAAGUUCAAAUAGCUGAAGCAAUUAAUUUGCAAGAUAAGAACUUAAUGGCCCAACUGCAAGAAACAAUGCGUUGUGUGUGCCGCUUUGACAAUAGGACGUGUAGAAAACUGCUGGCAUCUAUUGCUGAGGACUACCGGAAAAGAGCGCCAUAUAUCGCCUAUCUCACUCGCUGUCGACAAGGUCUGCAGACAACACAGGCUCACCUGGAAAGGCUGUUGCAAAGGGUUUUGCGGGACAAAGAAGUAGCCAAUCGAUACUUUACCACCGUCUGUGUGAGGUUACUGCUUGAGAGCAAAGAAAAGAAGAUCAGGGAAUUCAUUCAAGACUUUCAGAAACUCACAGCAGCUGAUGAUAAAACUGCUCAGGUAGAAGACUUUCUGCAGUUCCUGUAUGGUGCCAUGGCCCAGGAUGUCAUAUGGCAAAACGCAAGUGAAGAGCAGCUGCAGGAUGCUCAGCUGGCCAUCGAACGGAGUGUGAUGAACCGGAUUUUCAAGCUGGCUUUCUACCCUAAUCAGGACGGAGACAUACUUCGUGACCAGGUUCUUCAUGAACAUAUCCAGAGAUUGUCUAAAGUAGUGACUGCCAAUCAUAGAGCUCUUCAGAUACCAGAGGUUUACCUUCGGGAGGCGCCCUGGCCAUCUGCACAGUCAGAAAUCAGGACGAUAAGUGCGUACAAAACGCCCCGGGACAAGGUGCAGUGCAUCCUGCGAAUGUGCUCCACGAUCAUGAACCUCCUGAGCCUGGCCAACGAGGACUCUGUCCCUGGAGCUGACGACUUCGUCCCCGUGCUGGUGUUUGUGUUGAUAAAGGCAAAUCCACCCUGUUUGCUGUCUACUGUACAGUAUAUCAGUAGCUUUUAUGCCAGCUGUCUGUCUGGGGAGGAGUCCUACUGGUGGAUGCAGUUCACAGCAGCAGUGGAAUUCAUAAAAACCAUCGAUGACCGGAAGUGACCAAGACUAAGGCCCACCAAAGAGGCAGACUGUCAGUUGGGCAAAUAGAUCUCUAAGAGAAUGAGCCAGCUGCUCUGAAGGCUGAAGAUUGUUUUUGUAUAGUACUGUACAGCAUUCAGACAUUUUAAAAUAGAUCUUUACUAAACAGAUGAAUGAGCUAACAAGCAGGUUCUCUUUUCUUUGGGCUCUUUUCCUUUCUGGGUUACAUAUUUUCUUUCCUUGUCCCCACGUAGAAAAUACUACUGCAAAAAGGGACCACUUUUUUGGGUAUUUUGAAAUAUUUUUAAAAAACAAAAUCUCAUAGAAAAUUCCUAGACUUCCAUUCAUGGAUACCUGUUCUUUCCUUAUAUUUUAAAAAAGAACAAUACACCUCUUUUAAGAUGCUGUCUUACCUGAUUUGCAUCUAAUGGAAGCAGAGUACCAGCCGCACCGAGGAUUGUAGUAGUGGUGCAUUAGUGGCAUUAUCUAUAAAUACACUCACCUAAAUGGAGAAGCUAAGAAAGAAAUGUAAAUAUAAUAUAUAUUUAUAUUCGAUGUGCCAAGGACAUCUCAGAUACUAAUAAACAAGGAAUAUUGCUGAUGGUAGGUUGUGACAUACUGUCUUGUGAAAUGGUUUCCUUGACAAAAUUUAAGCUGAGCUUAAAAGCAAGAAACAGAAAUACACAGAAGUAUUUAUUAACAUGGACUAGUUUAUUGAACUUUGUAGGUGUGGAACUGGAUCCAUACACAGGGCUGCCUUUGAUGAGGAGUGUAAAAGUCGCAGAGUAAGUCACUUGGACAUGUCUCACCCUGGAAGUGUCUGGACUCUCCAAUGGGCAUGCGUUACGUAAGGACAAUAGACACCUAAUGUGUUAUGGUGGCACUUCUCAUCUGAAAUACUAACCAUACUGUAGAAACCCCAGACAGAGCUCCUUACAAACCUUUAAUUGUAAUAUAUUUUUGAUGAUUAUUCACAUUGAAUGCACAGACCAGGAAUUCAGUGAAUGUCAUUUUUUUUAAACUAAUUUGUAUUGUCUACUCUAGUGAUACAAGUUUACUAGUGAUGAACUAUUUUAAUCAACCACACUACUCUUAUGGGGAAAAGUCUAUUUUGGCAGGUUUCUGUGCCUUUAUUUCCUUCUUCUGGAAAGAAGCCCGUGUUUCAGUAGUCUGAUUUGUGUUGUGUAUCGAUUGUUAUCAGGAGUGGGUUUUGGUGCCUGAGCCACUGGCCAGGGAGACACAGCAAAGCUUCAAGCACAAGUCAUGUACAUGGGCCACCCGGGCUGGCCUCACUCAGCUUCUCAGGCCCGGGGCUGCGUCCCUUGUUGUUGGCGGCAUUUCCAGACUUUUCUAAGGGAGCCAGGGCACGCAGCCUUGAGUGGGUGAGUGCAGAGCCAUUUGCCCCUUUCAUAAAGAUCUGUGUUUCCUAAGGCCUAAAGAAGCUGGGUUUGCUUUAUGCCUCCACCUCUUCUCACUCAUUUAUUUAAAAAUACCAAAAGUAAUACGUUGUAUGGGAGUGUGGGAUGUGGUUUCUGUCUUAUAGGAGAGAUCAGACGUAAACCAGUACUACAGAAUGUCCAUUUGAAUGUCAAGAGAGCCGUGCACAGGAUCAUACUGCCGUGUCAAACCUGUCCAGGUACUAGAAGUCAGAUUCCAUCAUCAACACAAGACAGGCUGUGACAUGGUACCUGAGACCUAGACGGGAGUCCAUGUACUUCAGCCUUGAUUCAGUAAAUAUUCAAUCAACAGUAGACUCUGGGUAGCUGAAAUGCACUGUUACGGGAUUUAGCUCAUAAAUCAAUGAGUGUUUUCCUCCACAAGGGUUGCUAAAUAUAUUUCAUGUUACCACUGUGGAAAUAAAUGCAGAUUGGACAUCGCA
Messenger RNA from Oryctolagus cuniculus (rabbit), 7051 nucleotides. RefSeq names its product GTPase activating protein and VPS9 domains 1 (gene GAPVD1). Gene Ontology annotation, molecular function: guanyl-nucleotide exchange factor activity; small GTPase binding. Lineage: Eukaryota; Metazoa; Chordata; Mammalia; Lagomorpha; Leporidae. Gene Ontology annotation, cellular component: endocytic vesicle; cytosol. The record is from RefSeq and is a predicted model, not a curated record. Gene Ontology annotation, biological process: vesicle-mediated transport; regulation of GTPase activity.